AUGCCUUACACUCCUCAUAGACGACAUGCAGUCGGUACUAUCUCAAACGUCUCUCAAGCCCUCAACCUCCUUGAACACCUCUACCAGCCCAACCUCCUCAUCCUCCUCAGCCGCAUGCUCGCGCAAAUGCAAAUACAAGCCGCGGGGCUCAUACAUCCAAAUCGAUCGCUCAUGAGCCUAUGCCUCAUGUUGACGCUCAUGAACGGUACCGCGGCGCUCCUGCAUCUGCUAGACUAUAUGGCUGGACCAGGGAAGGGCUUGAUGCUGGAUUUUGUUGGGCAGGUCCGGAUAGCAAGUCUUACACGGAUGCUGCUCCUCGAUGUCCUGAUCUACAUCCUGCAAAUACAUUCCUUGACGAUCUCUUACCUCAAUAACAAAGCGACGAACGCUAUACGCCAGGUACCGGCGCUGCCAUAUACGGAUAUGCUCCUUCCGACCUCGGACGUGGUGGAGGAUAUAUCUCCAGAGGAUUUCGAUAUAGAGUCAGGACUGAGACGGAGGAAAGGAAAGGGAAGGACAGUGGAAGAAGAGGAGGACGAAGAGGUGAUUUGGCUAGAUGAUGCGGAUGAAGGGGAGGUAGAUGUCCGUCCGAGCGAACGAGAUCGUCUCCUCUCACAAUCCACCCCAUCCCGUAGACGCGCACGCGAACCACCCCGAAUAGUAUCCCUCUCCCUCCCCCACCUUCUGCACGUCAUCAUGCACCUCCCAGCCCCCACUCCUCCUCGACCCUUCAUCGCAGGAGCAACACCCGCUGCUUCGCCCCCGGUCACUACAUCGGCACUGCCAAAUACUGCCUCGACGGCGGCCGAGACGCUGUAUGACGGGCAGGCGGACGAUGAGGACGAGGAUGAGGACGAAGGCGACUAUGGGGACGACAGUGAGGAGGUGGCGCGGAGGAGUAUACUACGGUCUCAUGAGAGGGAAGAGGAGGGACGACGAAGUGAGGAUGGAUCCGAUGCGGAUAGAGGGGGAAGAGAGCGGAUGCCGGGAGAUUAUUGGGUCAGGGGGAGAGGGAAUGGAGGUUGA
This is a messenger RNA of Dioszegia hungarica, 1026 nucleotides long. RefSeq lists its product as uncharacterized. The record is from RefSeq and is a predicted model, not a curated record. The transcript is spliced from 4 exons. Bases 1 to 1026 code for a protein of 341 amino acids. Lineage: Eukaryota; Fungi; Basidiomycota; Tremellomycetes; Tremellales; Bulleribasidiaceae.